Aspergillus japonicus CBS 114.51 is the source of this 2658-nucleotide messenger RNA. RefSeq names its product exocyst complex component Sec10 family protein. The record is from RefSeq and is a predicted model, not a curated record. Gene Ontology annotation, biological process: exocytosis; Golgi to plasma membrane transport. Bases 1 to 2658 code for a protein of 885 amino acids. Gene Ontology annotation, molecular function: protein binding. Gene Ontology annotation, cellular component: exocyst; cytoplasm. Lineage: Eukaryota; Fungi; Ascomycota; Eurotiomycetes; Eurotiales; Aspergillaceae. The transcript is spliced from 3 exons.
AUGCAGAACGCCAGGAAUGGGCCAGGGAACAAACAGAAGCCCCGCAGAGAUGUUUUGGCUUCACUCAGAAUGGCCUCCAUGGAGGAGAUCUCCAGGGCGGCCCUUCCAGCAGAGAUCAUGUCGUCCAUCCUUGAUUAUCUCUCCCCUGUCGACCUCAUCCGAGUCGCUCGGUCAUCGAAACUCUUGCGCGAAAUGGCAUACGAUGACACUAGAUGGGUGCAGAAGCUGAAACAAAUUGGGUGCUGGGAUGAGUUGGAGGCUCGCAAACAUGUCGAAGACACCUUUGGAACCAUAGCCGACAUGAAAACCAUCGAGCACAAAGAGGCGGUGGAUCUCCAAGAAGCAGUUGAUGCGACUCAGCGCAAACCUGACCACGCCUUGGGUUCGCUCGCGGAUGGCUUCGACCAAAUUCAACUGUCUACCCCUGCUGCUACCAAUGUCCAAGAUAGUUCGGAGGACGAUCCCGUCUUGGGCGUGUUGAGACAGGUCAAAUCAGUGCGCGGAGAAGCUCGUCAAGAGUAUGGAAAGAUACACGCGGCGCUGGCACCGUAUUACAAUGACAUCGUGACCUCAGGAGCUUCGGCCGACAGUCUGCUGUUUCGAGACUACAGCAAUCCGCAACACCAGGCACAAAUACUCUCUCAGUUGCAGGCGUUCUCCAACAGUGAUUGUACGGAUGGUUGGCAUGAACGAACCCAACAGCUGCAGUCAGCUGUGUCGGCCUUCGAAACAAACGCGGUCAAAGAGUUUCGACACGGCUACGAGACUGAAGACAUCGAAAAUAGAAUGCGGGAAUAUGCCCACGUGCUAUAUACGUUGAACGGUGGUGGCGCAGCAAUCGAGCUCUUCAUCCACCACAACCACCUGGUUACGCUCAAAUCGGAUUUUGGAAGUGUGACCGACUGUAUCGACACUUUAGCAGGAAGUGUUAAGUUGGAACAUACCCAGGCUUUCUUUACCCGGAUGAGUGUCGCCUACAACGAGGAGGUCUCGAUUAUCAACCGUGCUUUCCCCCCGCAAUUACAGGUCGGCACGCCAUUUAUCGAAAAAGUUGGACAAGAUGUACUAUUCCCGUACUUGACAGCCAUCUUUGACGAAUUACAUCGCACGAAUAUUGAGUCUUACCUCACAGCAGUAUCGGGAACAUUCGCACAAUGUCUCAAUCUAUCGGAUACACUGCUGCCCAUUCAAAACUCACCCGAUACAUUCGACGAGUUCUUGCAGCACGUUAUUGCGAAAACAUACGAACCUCACUUGGAUUUGUAUUUUGCAGAAGAAUUAGACCAUUUCCGGAAAAAGUCUGAAGCAGCAGUGGGGGAAUGGGAUCGGCAACUCUCAGAGCAGGCUGCAUCAACCGAGCUGUUUCUGAUGUCCAACGUCAACCGACAGGCUGACAAACGGGAUUUUCUGACCUCGUUCAAAAAAGUGAUUAUGGCGCCUGUUAAUAUCCUCCCCAGCUUUUCAGGGAGCAAGACAGCAGAAACCAAGUCGAAGCCAGAUCCCUCUCCUGAUGAUGCGUCAUCCUUGAAGAGCCCAAACCGAUUUUCCACGAUCGGUUCACCUGCCACACCUCCAGUGACGGAAGCACCGACCACAGAACUUGCAGCAAAGGCUGCAGUAAUGAAAUCCAAGCUAGAAGGAAUUCGAUCUCUGUUCAGUAUUGAGAUCGCCCUAAGCCUUGUGCACGCUGCGAAAUCCAGCCUAGAACGAGCUGCGCAGUUUGUCAACGUGGGAGGCGAAUAUGGAAGUGCAGCCAAACAGCAGUGCGAGGCCAUUUUUGUAACUUUAGUGCGCAUUCUUGGGCACCGCCAUCUGAUCGGCGGCUUUGACAAGGCUGUUAGCCAUUUAUCCAAUUAUCGGCCCCGCGAACAGGGAGAACGGGAUCAGUCCGGGGUUGAACCGUUGGUGACUUUUCUGGAGUUGGUCAAUGUUGGCGAUCUUAUCUUGCAGAUGAUCGAUGUUUUCUACGAGCAGGAGCUUGUUGGCGCUAAGUUAACUGACCGGAACGACUUCCUCGACCCGGCCGUAAAGGAAAAGAAGAAGUUCGAGCAGAACCUCGAUGAGCGGGUGGCUGCUGGACUGAACAAAGGCAUUGACGUGCUCAUGGAGGAAGUGGAUUAUAUCCUCGCGACACGACAGUUAGCGACAGACUUCAACCCCAGUGUUUCCCAGGACCCGUAUCGGAAGACGAUGGACGUGAGCAUCACUGAGGCGGCGGCUGCCGUAGUAGAUGUGGUAUCCUCGCAUACCCAGAUGCUUGUGGGCAGCACAGACAAGAGCAUGCUGGAUGUCUUCAAUCAGGAGGUUGGACUGCGCCUUUUUGCCGCCUUGUGCAAGCACCUCAAGCGACAGCGGAUCAGCAUCGAGGGAUCUUUGAAGCUUAUCAGCGACAUGACCCACUAUUUCAAAUUCAUUCAAGGAUUCAAGAACCAGGACCUCCUGAUCUAUUUCAAGGCGUUACGGGAGUUGUCACAGAUUUACCUGAUUGACUCGUCCGAUGCCAAAGAGUUAGCCACGAUCAUUGCUGAUGCGGAUCGGUUCUAUGGGAUCUGGCGGGUGGAGGAAGUGUACGAAUUCGCCGAGCGACGAGCAGACUGGCUGCUGGUCAAGCGGGAUGUGGAACGAGCCAUGUAUGGCAUCGGAUGUAGUAUUAUGUGA